Messenger RNA from Olea europaea var. sylvestris, 777 nucleotides. RefSeq names its product thioredoxin H2-like. Lineage: Eukaryota; Viridiplantae; Streptophyta; Magnoliopsida; Lamiales; Oleaceae. Bases 89 to 517 code for a protein of 142 amino acids. The transcript is spliced from 3 exons. The record is from RefSeq and is a predicted model, not a curated record. Gene Ontology annotation, molecular function: protein-disulfide reductase activity.
AAACAAGUCCACGAUCACUGUAUCUUCUUGUUUGAUCGAUUUGACUCGCCCAAAAAGCCGUCGCUCAAAAUUAGCAAAACAAACCCCAAUGGGUUCUAUUCUGUCAAGUUUAACCGGGGGCGGAGAGGCGGCGGCAUCUGAGUCGGCAUCGGCCGAGGCGUCUGGAACAUCUCGCGUCACCGCCUUCCAUUCCUCCCACCGCUGGCAGCUCCACUUUAAUUCUUCCAAGCAACUUAAUAAACUGAUUGUGGUCGAUUUCUCAGCAACAUGGUGUGGCCCCUGCAAAUUCAUGAAGCCGAUCUUCAAUGAGAUGUCUUCCAAAUACACUGAUGUCGACUUUGCCAAAAUCGAUGUAGAUGAACUCUCUGAUGUGGCAAAGGAAUUCGGGGUACAGGCAAUGCCAACAUUUGUGCUGUUCAAGCAAGGGAAAGAAGUGGAGAGGGUGGUGGGAGCCAAGAAAGAUGAUCUUGAGAAGAAAAUCCUCAAGCACAGGGAAGCCCCCAAAUUUGCUGCUUAAUUUUACACUACUAAUUGAAACAAUCCCAAAAUGAAAAAUAAAUGCAAAUUGUGGGUUGUAAGUCUAUUAUUUGAUAAAUUAUUGAUGUUAUGGGAUUGAAUCAGAUUGUCACGUAUUACGAGUUCAUUAAAUCAAAAUCCUAUUACUUGCAAUGGAAACUAUGUGGUGUUUGGUUUCAAGGGUUUUAAGUUUUCGAGAUUGUAUUAUUUCAUUCCUUAUAAGGUUUAGUUUCUUCUUGUUGUCGUCUGACAUGAAUCGAA